CCCGGAAGUGAAUUAUCCAAAACAAACAUGGCUGACGGAGACGAAUUAGACGAUGGGGUUGAAGGAGAAAUGAAAAAUAGCAGCUCAUUGCAACAUAUGCUGGCAGUUAUAGCUGAGGAAAGAAAACGAGAAACAAGUACUUUUUCAAUAUCAGGAGACUUUGAAGUUAUCCCCAGUGAUAGUGUGACGUUUUGGACCAGUUUGUUUGAUCGUUACUUUUUGUCUGGUGAAAGCUCAGAUGGUACGCGAGAUGACAUGCUUUUUUAUGUUCGCAAGGAAAAGCAAGAAAACAGACAUUUUGCCAAGUCUGAAAUAGAGGUGUAUAGAAAACAUUCCAAGAAACAGCCAGUAUUUGGUGAUAAAACAAUCAACUGGGAGGAGACUGUAUACUUGAACAUCAUUCUUCAUCAGUUUGUAUACACAAUGACGUGUGCUGUAUGUACAAGAACAGCGAAAAAACAAAUACAGAUAUUGAAAAAAUACUCACAGAAGGUGUAUGCAUCACCGAGCCGUAGAAGAAUGGACAGUAAGGGGACUUCAGAGGAGAUAUGUUACCCAAGCAUCUUCUUCACUGUCGACAACUUUGAGGAGGCAUUCACCGAUAUAAUAGUACGAGACAGCGAACUAGUCACAGUAGAAUUAGUAGCUUCUGACCGAACAGGCAGCUUUCAAGGAGUGAUCUUCCUUGGCUCUAUACGAUAUGAUCAUCUUAAAAAAGUCUAUGAUGCCAGGGCCAGCGUAACAACCAAGAUGGUUCAGCGUAUGUCCCUGGGCUGGAUAAGCAAAACCCACAAGAGGGUAGAGUUUGUCCGCAUGCGGGGUCCAGGGGCGAAGGGGUUUGCAGAGAUUGCUGUGUCCAGGGUGAAGGGGUCAGGGCCAGAAACCCCAGAUCUGGAAAACUUUCCAAGUGAUGACUUUGAAUCAAAUCAACAACAGCAGAAUGAAUACACCCAGCGUAGAAUGAGCGACCCAAACCAGGCAAUAGCCUCAUUCAGGCAGCGGGCCGUGAAAAAGUCACGGUCCGAGACAGAGGAUGUGGAUACAAUAGGCAGUGAACAGGAAGUGGAGGCAGGAACACUGCAUGAUGAGCUGGAAGAUGCAGAGCAGUACAAUGGUUUUUGGGGGAAGUCAUUUGGUCAGGCGUGGCAUUGGUUCAAGGACAGACGGCGAGCGAACAGCGUGUCCCUGAACGCCUACCUCACCUAUGUCACCCUCCCAUGGCACAGGAUUAUUGCAGAUGUAUUAGAUGCCAAAGACCAGCCUGUGUUGUUGUUCUAGAGCCAGCCUUGCCACACCAUCCAUAUCACACCAUCACAUUGAAGGCAGCAUAACAAAUAGAGCACCAAGUAUAGAGGUUGUUGGAAAGGAGAACCAAGGAUAUUAAUAUACUGGUAUUAUUUACUUUGAUGCUGUGCAUUUUUUUCAGGACGUGAAAACCAGAAUGUCCAGCAUGAAUAUUUGUAACAAUUGUUGCCAAAUAUUUAUUUUUUUAAAUCUAUCAAGAAAUUUACUUAUGUUCUGUAUAUGUAUGAUUUUUGGUGCUUGAUUUAAAGAGUGUUGAAAAGCACAGUGACCUUUUUCUCUUAUUAACAGAGUUCUAUCAUGGUCGUAAUGUGAGGAUCUUUGCUCAUCAACCUAACAUGUAAUGGCUAUUCCAUUCAAACAUACAAUCAACUCUUUGAAAACAAAUAACAAUAACAUUUUGUAGACUUCGAUAAGUUCCUGUUUGUGUUUUUGCUACAACACAUUUAAAACUUCUUAAGUUGGACAGUCCAAUUUUAAAGCCCUUUCCUGGGGUUGGUUGUAUGAAAAAAUGGAAAUUAGGAUUUGUAUUAUUUGCAAUUAUUUUGUGCAAUAUUUGUAACUGUGGGAAGUAAACUAUACAUACUUGCCAUUAUUCAUUUUGUGGUCUAGUUUAGAGGUAAAUUAAUUAAAGAGACAUUUUAAGUAUAUUUUAAAUUUAUGAAUAAAACCUAUGAUUUCUAAGAGUUUUAAUCUAACAAAACCUUAAGGCCUACUGUUAUAGCCUAUUUUCCUUAAACAGGAAUGAGAAUGCCCUGGAAACAUUUUUCUUUAAAUCAAUUUUCUAAAGUCUUUGUUUUGGUCAUACAAAUCACCAUACAUAUAGACGGGACCAUUUUAGAGGAUGUUUUCUGUGGUUUCUUCACAAUAACCGUGUAAACAAUACCAUCUUUCUGUCCAUUUAACAAUAAAACCCAUUGAAAUUAGAUUUAACAUGCCAAAGAUAUUACACAUGUUGUUAUCAGUGACUGAUAUUUGUGACUUUUAUUCUGUUAUUCAUAUAUGUUUAAAAAUGGGUUAAACUUACAAUUUUAUUUUGCUAUGUUCUUUUAUUAUGUGUUUGAUUAUACAUGUACUAUAUACAUCUACUUUUUACAUGUAAAUCAAAACACUAUUUACAUAUAAUUGCUAUGUCAGGCCAUUAAAGUACAUGAACACCAGAAAGAUCAGUUAUUUUAUAAGUGUAUUAUUUCAUUUUUUUAUUCAUUCCAUUAUUUCACACAUUCCAAAGAUAAGAAUGUUGUAAGAUUUAUUGUUGGAUAUAUGAUUACCAAUAUAGGUUUGUUUCCUUAAAUAUUUUGAGAGGGUUUGUCUGUCAUCAGUUUAUUUUGUGUUCUUUUUUUUCUAUUAACAAAAGUUUAAGAUAGAGAUCAGAUUGUUUUGUAUCAUUUGUUUUAAUUUCCAGAAUUUAUCUUGUAUGUAAUCAGAUUUUUGACCAGAAAGCAAAUUGUCAGAAUGCAUAUAUACUGAAUUAUGAUGAUUGUAUGUAUUAUAUUAUAUCAUAUACUAUGAAGCUUAGCUCAUGUUGUGCUAGUCAGAUUUACCAGUAACCUUAAUUUAAUAUAUUCCCUAGUAUUGUAAGCAGACAGAUUUAUGUUAGUCAUUAUGUUUCUGUCAUUUGUUGUGUUAUUGAUAAGAUAAUAUGGUAAACAUAAAGUCGUCAGGCCAUUAUCAGGAUACUAGGGCUGUUAUUGCACUUUUGUGCACUGCACGUCAAUAUAUUAAGCCCUUAAUGAUUAGGAAAGAGAACAUGUUCGGUCAUACACGCUUAUCUGAGAGAAUGAUUUUUGUGAAGCAUUUUGCAAACAUUUAAGUAAUUUAUAAUGAUGUUUUUUUAACAUCUCAUCUUGCAAUAUUGUUAGACUGAAGUUAUUUAAGGAAUAAAUUGGUGAUUGAUAUCAUUAUCUGGGUAUGGCCGCAGUUGGGAUGGUUUUAGUGUGUGGACUUUAUGCAUACUUUAACAAGCCCAACUUCAUCCAUAUCCCCAAUAGGACAUCAACCACACAAUUCAUUACUUAUAUUUACACCAAUAGUUCAUUAUUUCUUACCAAAAUUGUUAAAAAAUACUUCAUUUCAUUUAAGAACACCUUACGAUAAAACUUUCCUACUCAUUCUGUUAAUAGAGUGAUCGGAGUGUAACUGGAAAUAGUUUAUCAGAUGAUGUCAUAAUAACACUGGGGAAAUUUUAAUCUCUUCAUAGUUAAAACGCUUUAUACAUUUAACAAAUCAUAAAUUAACACUUUUCAACAUGUUGAUUUAAGUUUUUCAUGGCCUGCUAAAACAAUUCAAACAAAUGACAAGAUAAUCAAUUUUCAUAUGGUAUUAAUACACAAUGAAUCGCGAUCCAAACAUAUCUGAAGAUGUUGUGUUCAUCGAAAAAUAUUUGCAAUUUCUGAAAGAAUGUUUAUUUAAGGAAUGGAAGUUGAGGUGUAUAUAUUGCAGAGAAGUUAUUUAAAGUCACUGUCCACAAUUAUGAUUGUAUGUCUUACUCAUGUGUGAUGUUAAAUGAAUAUCUAUUGUGAGGCAGUCUAGUGUCAUUUCAGUUCCAAAUUCCAAUACUAACAGAUUUUACAAUAGCACUUCUACUUAAAAACAUCAGUAGUUUCAGACUUAUGUGCAUAAUUUACAAUAUUUACACCACAGAGUACAGUACAAUGUAAUUUGUAUUGAUAAAUUAAAAGAUGAAUUAAAAUAUCAUUUAUAUGUACAUUGUCGUUGAUCACCAUUAUUUUCUUGCUUGUUUACUAUGAUUUUACAUUCUGAUUUACAAGGCAGUGUUCUAUUUCCAUGUGCUAUGAUUUAUUUAUCAAAUCCAAUUGUUACGUUACUGAAUUAUGUGCAAUAAAUAUAUAAAAUCUU
Molecule: messenger RNA, 4161 nt
Organism: Mya arenaria
Lineage: Eukaryota; Metazoa; Mollusca; Bivalvia; Myida; Myidae
Exons: 10
Coding region: 28-1278 (416 amino acids)
Source: RefSeq, a predicted model, not a curated record